CCGCUCCACCAGGCCCGGCCAGGCGGGCGCCCGGAGUCCGGAGCCCGGAGCUGGCUGGGAGCCGGCGGAUCUGCGGCGAGGAGGUGCCCGCGCUGGAGCAAGAGCUGGGCGGGAGCUGGAGCGGCGGCGCAGGUGGCGCUGGGUUCCCCUGGAGGCCCUUGGCCAGGCCUGAGCCCCUGUCGCCAUGGCCAUUGUGCAGACUCUGCCAGUGCCACUGGAGCCCACUCCUGAGGCCACCACUGCCCCACAACCUCCAGCCAUGGGCAGCGUGAGCAGCCUCAUCUCAGGCCGGCCCUGCCCUGGGGGGCCAGCUCCUCCCCGCCACCACGGACCCUCUGGGCCCACCUUCUUCCGCCAGCAGGAUGGCCUGCUACGGGGUGGCUAUGAGGCACAGGAGCCACUGUGUCCAGCUGUGCCCCCUAGGAAGGCCGUCCCUGGUACCAGCUUCACCUACAUCAACGAGGACUUCCGGACAGAGUCCCCCCCCAGCCCGAGCAGUGACCUUGAGGAUGCCCGAGAGCAGCGGGCACGCAAUGCCCAUCUCCGCGGCCCCCCACCCAAGCUCAUCCCUGUCUCUGGAAAGCUGGAGAAGAACAUGGAGAAAAUCCUGAUCCGCCCAACAGCCUUCAAGCCAGUGCUGCCCAAACCUCGAGGGGCACCAUCCCUACCUAGCUUCCUGGGUCCUCGGGCCGCCGGACUGUCUGGGAGCCAGGGCAGCCUAACCCAGCUGUUUGGGGGCCCUGCCUCGUCCUCCUCUUCCUCCUCCUCCUCGGCUGCUGACAAACCCCUGGCACUGAGUGGCUGGGCCAGUGGCUGCCCAUCGGGGACACUGUCUGACUCCGGCCGAAAUUCACUGUCCAGCCUGCCCACCUACAGCACCGGGGGUGCAGAGCCAGCCAACAGCUCCCCAGGCGGGCACCUGCCCUCCCACGGCCCCGGGCGGGGGGCACUGCCGGGUCCAGCCCGAGGGGCCCCUACUGGGCCCUCCCACUCGGACAGUGGUCGGUCUUCCUCCAGCAAGAGCACAGGCUCCCUGGGAGGCCGUGUGGCUGGGGGGCUCUUGGGCAGCGGUGCCCGGGCCUCCCCUGACAGCGGCUCCUGUGGGGAGCGCUCUCCGCCCCCGCCCCCACCCCCGCCACCCCCUUCGGAUGAGGCCCUGCUGCACUGUGUCCUGGAAGGAAAGCUCCGAGACCGUGAGGCAGAGCUGCAGCAGCUGCGGGACAGUCUGGACGAGAGUGAGGUGACCAUGUGUCAGGCUUACGAGGACCGGCAGCGGCACUGGCCGCGGGAGCGCGAGGCCCUGCGGGAGGACGGUGCGGCCCAGGCACAGCGGGCACAGCGGGCCCAACAGCUGCUGCAGCUGCAGGUAUUCCAGCUGCAGCAGGAGAAGCGGCAGCUGCAGGACGACUUUGCACAGCUGCUGCAGGAACGGGAGCAGCUGGAGCGGCGCUGCGCCACCUUCGAGCGGGAGCAGCGGGAGCUCGGGCCGAGGCUCGAGGAGACCAAGUGGGAGGUGUGCCAGAAGUCAGGCGAGAUCUCCCUGCUGAAGCAGCAACUGAAGGAGUCUCAGGCGGAGCUGGUGCAGAAGGGCAGCGAGCUGGUGGCGCUGCGGGUGGCGCUGCGAGAAGCCCGAGCCGCACUACGGGUCAGUGAGGGCCGGGCGCGGGGCCUGCAGGAGGCGGCCCGGGCUCGGGAGCUGGAGCUGGAGGCCUGUUCCCAGGAGCUGCAGCGGCACCGCCAGGAGGCCGAGCGGCUGCGAGAGAAAGCCGGCCAGUUGGACACCGAGGCCGCCGGACUCCGGGAACCCCCCGCGCCACCUGCCACCGCCGACCCCUUCCUCCUGGCGGAGAGCGAUGAGGCCAAGGUGCAGCGGGCAGCGGCCGGGGUCGGGGGCAGCCUGCGGGCCCAGGUGGAGAGGCUGCGGGCAGAGCUGCAGCGGGAGCGGCGGCGGGGCGAGGAGCAGCGGGACAGCUUCGAGGGCGAGCGGCUGGCCUGGCAGGCGGAGAAGGAGCAGGUGAUCCGCUACCAGAAGCAGCUGCAGCACAACUACAUCCAGAUGUACCGGCGCAACCGGCAGCUGGAGCAGGAGCUGCAGCAGCUCAGCCUGGAGCUGGAGGCUCGGGAGCUCGCCGACCUGGGCCUGGCCGAGCCGGCUCCCUGCAUCUGCCUGGAGGAGAUCACCGCCACCGAAAUCUAGGGCCCUCGGCGUCCCGGAUCUGCGGGGAGCCUUGCCGAACGGGGGGGGGGGGGGGGGGGGGGGGCCCGCAGGCCCGCUGAGGGCCCCAGAGCCGCCCGUCCCCCGCCCCCCGGGGGUCCAGGCCUCUGGGCCUCUGCCAAGAACUUGGGGCUGCCCUGUGACUCGGAUGAGCAAGAUCGGACUCCUCGAAGGUCCCCGUGUUCACUGUCACACAGAGGUUCCUGCUCACUCCACCCGUUUCACUCCUCAGCUGCCGCCAUUGCCACUCUGCCGACCGCAUUCAUCCCAGACGCCCGGGGUGGGUGGGGGGGGGGGGGGGGGGGUGCUGGGAAGAAGAAGGGGUUCCCUCGUUUCCACACUCCCCUACCCCGAAGCCAGAGAGAGCCAGACAGUGCCAGCUGCUCCAGAUGUGCCUGCCCCCA
This is a messenger RNA of Panthera uncia (snow leopard), 2619 nucleotides long. RefSeq names its product leucine zipper tumor suppressor 2 (gene LZTS2). Gene Ontology annotation, biological process: negative regulation of canonical Wnt signaling pathway; cell division. Lineage: Eukaryota; Metazoa; Chordata; Mammalia; Carnivora; Felidae. Bases 185 to 2197 code for a protein of 670 amino acids. The record is from RefSeq and is a predicted model, not a curated record. The transcript has 5 exons.